AAUCUUCGCACGCAGGAAACGAUGGCCGACGCUGUCGAUUCUCCAGCCAAUCCUGGCACCCCUUAACUCAUCCCGCUCUCUUAUUGGAUAAAAGGGAGCUCAGCAGGGCGGAUGUUGUCCUCCCUGCGAGGAUCAAAGUAGGCAAGAUGGCGUCGAGCGGCGGGGAGCUAGGGAGUCUAUUUGAUCACCACGUCCAGAGGGCGGUAUGCGACACGCGGGCCAAAUAUCGGGAGGGACGACGGCCUCGUGCUGUGAAGGUAUAUACAAUCAAUUUGGAAUCUCAGUACUUAUUAAUACAGGGAGUUCCUGCUGUGGGAGUCAUGAAGGAAUUAGUUGAGCGAUUCGCUUUAUAUGGUGCAAUUGAACAGUACAAUGCUCUAGAUGAAUACCCAGCAGAAGACUUUACUGAAGUUUAUCUUAUUAAAUUUAUGAACUUACAAAGUGCAAGGACAGCCAAGAGAAAAAUGGAUGAACAGAGUUUCUUCGGUGGAUUGCUUCAUGUGUGCUAUGCUCCAGAAUUUGAAACAGUUGAAGAAACUAGAAAAAAACUACAAAUGCGGAAGGCAUAUGUAGUAAAAACUACCGAAAAUAAAGACCAUUACGUGACAAAGAAGAAAUUGGUUACAGAGCAUAAAGACACAGAGGAUUUUAGACAAGACUUCCACUCAGAGAUGUCUGGAUUUUGUAAAGCUGCUUUGAACACUUCUGCAGGGAACUCAAAUCCUUAUCUUCCAUAUUCCUGUGAAUUGCCUUUAUGUUAUUUCUCCUCAAAAUGUAUGUGUUCAUCCGGGGGACCUGUAGACAGAGCACCAGACUCCUCUAAGGAUGGUAGAAACCAUCAUAAAAAAAUGGGGCAUUAUAACCACAAUGACUCUUUGCGGAAAACACAGAUAAACUCUUUGAAAAACUCAGUGGCCUGCCCUGGUGCACAAAAGGCUAUUACGUCUUCAGAGGCAGUUGACAGAUUUAUGCCUAGGACAACACAACUGCAGGAGCGCAAAAGAAGAAGAGAAGAUGAUCGUAAACUUGGAACUUUUCUUCAAACAAACCCAAGUGGUAAUGAGAUUAUGAUUGGACCUCUGUUACCAGACAUCUCUAAAGUGGAUAUGCACGAUGACUCAUUGAAUACAACGGCGAAUUUAAUUCGGCAUAAACUUAAAGAGGUAAGGUUAUUUUUAAAAAACUAUUCUAAGACACGAUUUGGUUAUAGGAUUAAAUGGAAAAUUAUUUGUGGGAACAAUAGUACUGUAAUUUUUUUUCACUUUUUAGUGUUUUGAUGUGUUUUUCUACAGUUCUCUGUUGAAAUAACUGAAUUUGGCUAACAUUUUAUUUGCUUUAAACUGUUAAUACUUGCUUUAAACAAUGAACAGACAUUUUAUAUCACUGUAGAUACAAAAUAUUAAAGCAGUAGAUUCAGCCAGUUAAAUCAAUCUGUGAGAGUGGAGCCCAGGCCUGCCAUUUUUGUUAAAAGCUCCCCAGGUAGUUCUAAUAUGAGCCAAAGUUGAGAAGCAAAAGUAUUGUAAAUUAUUUCUCUCAAAUUUAGAGUUACUACAGUUUAUAUCAAAUUCAAAAUGCUUAAUUUGCUUUUGUGAUAAAGAGCAAUAGAAGGUGGUGAGAUUUCUAAAAAUUAGGCCUCCAGGUAUGCAUUUCAAAUGUAGACUUCUUAAAUGAUCGGGACCAGAUUGUGCUGCCUAGGUAGUCUGGUUUUUUUUUUAAUGUCAUUUACAUAAUCAUUUUCCAUUUCCUAAGCACAAAUAAAGUUAACAUCUGAGUUAGCUUUUGAAAGACACCUUUUUGUGGGGUAGGGGCUACUGUUACAAAUCAUAAACUGAGGGUUAUGACAUUCUCUUAUACUUACUCCAAGAUGCAGAAAGUGCUUUUCACAUAGUUUUACUCAUAUUUUACAAUGUGAUUAAGGGAGGCUAAGGUAGCUUAAUUUCAUAUAUGUACAUUUUUUACCUAAAAAUAUCUGAUUAAAGGUAUUAUUUAAUAAUAAUUAAAAUCCGUGGGCACAGUUUUGAAGCCUUCUUUAGUUUUUCAGUUUAGGCUGUGCCCAGUGGCUCACACCAAUAACUUCAGCACUUUGGGAGGCUGAGGUGAGCAGAUUGCUUGAGCCCAGGAGUCUGAGACCAGCCUGACCAAUGUGAUGAAACCCCAUCUUUACCAUAAAUAUACAAAAAUUAGCCAGGCGUGGUGGUGAACUCUUGUAGCUACUUGGGAAGCUUAGGUGGAAGGGUACUUGAGUCUGGGAGGCGGAGGUUGCAGUGAGCCAAGAUCAUGCCACUGCACUGCAGCCUGGGUGACAGUGUGAGACCCUGUCUCAAAAAAAAAGGUUUUCAGUUUGUGCUGCCACCCUUACUUCCUUCCUUCAGUUACAGCUGAACUGAGGCAUAGACAUAGAUACAUACCUGUCUCAACCAGAGCUGAUUACAUUUUCAAGAUAAACGUGUGAAGUCCAAAUUCUAGGUCCAGAAAUAGAACAACAAAAAAAGAUAUUAAAUACAGUUUACUGUAGUUUCUAAUAAUUUUCCAUUUCAAAUGAAGACUCUUACUUUGCUUUGACUUAUUGUAUACCCUUUGUACACUCUUUUUCUGAUAGUGUGUUUGCUUUUCCUUUUUCUCCCAGGAAAUUGAGGAUUAUACUGCUUCCUGCUCAUUUCUCCAAACGUUUUCAUCCCCCCAAAUCUAUCAAACAUUAUCAGUGUUUCAAGAAUGCAAAACCAGGAUAUCUAUCUGAAUCCGUAAUAUAACAAGUGUCUUUAGAUCUAUAAAGGAAUGUUAAAGUAGAGCACUUUUCUUCCUCCAAAUUUUUUUUCUUUUUAAAUAGCUUUAGAAAUUUUACUGUCAUCAGUAUUCAAACGGAAAACUCCACUCUGUGCCUAGGUCAUAGGCUGUACCUUGAACUUAGGCCAACUCUGCCUCGAAAGUGACAUCAAGGAUUGAACUAUUGGAUGUAGUCUUACCUCUUCUAAUAGCUUAUUUACUCCUGUGCUAUAGAAACUAA
This is a messenger RNA of Gorilla gorilla gorilla (western lowland gorilla), 3004 nucleotides long. It is a transcript of the gene RBM48, whose product is annotated as RNA binding motif protein 48. Bases 147 to 1277 code for a protein of 376 amino acids. The record is from RefSeq and is a predicted model, not a curated record. The transcript is spliced from 4 exons. NCBI's taxonomy places the organism in Eukaryota, Metazoa, Chordata, Mammalia, Primates, Hominidae. Gene Ontology annotation, cellular component: nucleoplasm. Gene Ontology annotation, molecular function: nucleic acid binding.